ACUGCUUCAUAGUGUGUGUGUGCUUAGUACUGUGACGGUCGAUGUUUCGAGGCUGCUCGUGGAGCUGAUAAAUACGUAUUUACUUUAAUCAUUGAGUAAUAAGCAGCUUGUAUAUUGCUCGGUGUGUGGCCCAGGAAACUCGUUUUACGCCGUUUGUUCACUCAAGGAGUCUGGCACGUUCGUAAACUUAGACGCCAAAAUGGGCCUGCCAUUAAGGGCGAUAUGCAUAUUGUGGGGCAUGCUUUCGCUCGCCCUGAUGCCCGGAUGCUCUUCUUUGCCGAAUGCCGUGGAAGCUGAACAGGAGGAGGAUCAUAUCCACAUUGAUGAGAGGCCGAAGCUCUUAUUCAUUCUCCUGGACGGGUUCCGAUGGGACUAUGUUGACAAGCAGAGGCCAGAGAAUCUCCCUGGCUUCACAAGACUCCUGAAGGAAGGGGUCAAAGCAAAAUGGACUCAGCCCGUUUUCCCUACGAUGUCUUUCCCAGCGUGGACGACCUUAUUUACAGGUCUUUACGCAGAGAACCACGGCAUUGUUGGGAGCAACUUCUAUGACCCGGAGACAAAAGACAUAUUCACUAUAACAGAUCUUGAUACCACCGCCAAGACGAAGUGGUGGACAUCGGAGCCCAUCUGGACCACCGCCGAGAGGGCCGGACUGAAGACGGCCCAGUACCUGAUAUCCAGGUGCGAUAUCUCCUACGACAACAUCCUCACCCACCACUGUGAGCCUUACACUCAUGAUGCCAAAAAGGACGUCUUCCUCAGGAACGCCAUGAAGGCCCUGGAGAAGUUCGACCAAGGAUAUAACCUCGUGCAGGUAUUUACUUCUCGUAUAGACGAUGUUGGCCAUGCCUUCGGUCCGGGUUCGAAUGAAGUUCAGCAAGCCGUAAGAGCCGUUGACAACGUGAUCGAUAUACUUCUGGACGAACUGGACGAAAGAGAACUCGCGGACAAAGUGAAUGUCGUCGUGGUGAGUGACCACGGCAUGGCUGACACUUCCGAGGAGGCCGUUAAGAGACACGACAUAGACACGUACUUGGAUCCAGCCCACGUAGAGAACAUAGCAGAGUUCGGAGCCUUCAUGAAUAUCAAGGCAACCGAAGGAAACGCCGACAAGGUAUUCGACGCCUUGAAGUCCAUCCCAGGAAUAUCCGUGUACAAGAAAGAGGACAUUCCCGAAACCUUCCACUACAAGAACGGGGACUUUGUCCACGAUGUCAUCCUGGUUGCUGACGCAGGUAAUUACAUAAUGGCAUCAACGUCAGACAAGCAAAUUCCCAGAGCCCCAAAGAAAAUCCUCUUGGGGUCGCAUGGUUACAACACCGACGUUCAGACUAUGAGGGGCAUAUUUUUCGCAAGAGGACCAGCUUUUGUGGAAGGAACGGUCAUUGAACGCAUCCACAUGGUAGACGUUUACCAAGUCCUGACGAAUGUCCUAGAAAUUGUCCCUAAACCUAAUAAUGGAACUUGGGCUCGAGUAGAGUCCGCCUUCAGAUCUGCUUAUAGACAUCCAAAGCAGUCGAAUGGCGCCUCGGUAAUACUGCUAGCGCCAGUCUCUAUUUCUCUUCUUACCCUAGCACUUGCGAGGUUUAUUUAGGAAGAUAAGAACGAAUUAAUUUCUUAAAUCCUUUACUUAAAGAACGACUCUAGUUCCGUGCUAGAGAAUUUGUGUCUAUAAACUGAAGCCAGCCUUGUGCUGGAACCGUUUCUGGCUCCUAGAGUGGCCCGUAAAAGACUAUCGAAAACAUAUUUAAUACGAUGACGAUGAUGUGACUUGCCUUCCCGCAACCAGCUAUCACAUAAUGAACAUGUUUUCAAUCAUGUAUAGAGAGUACGACGGUAGCCGAGGCUUCUCACUCAAGUAGAAGUAAAAUAAUGGACUUAUUUUUAGUACUGGCCAGACAGGUUGGUUUCAGUUCUAGUAGUCCCAACUUUUUUUUCUUGCCCCACCCAAUUACGUCUAAAAUCCUGAUGGCCCAUGUGGUUAUAUACAGUAAUACUUAUAUUCGCGUGGAGGAAGCUUAAAUGGCCAUUAACUUGGUUUAAACAUUCUUGAAUUGGUCCCCUUAAAAAUCAAAUUGCCCCGUAAGCCCCACGUUGGAAACAACUGCAUUAGAGAAAGUUGCUCUGAUAACAAUGAUGAGGCUUCUCUUUUCGCGGCCAGUGAACAUGUUGAUACUGUGCAAGAAAGAAAGAAAAUCUAUAGUUUUCACAUGGAGAACUUUUAUGUUAACUGUCUAGAUGACAAAAUUGCAUUCCUCUCGGCUGCCAGAUAUAAUGUGCCGAACGUACUUCUCACUCUAGCUACUCAUGUCUAGUUAGAUUUGCGUUUAUGUUUGUGUGGUGAAUAUAGUGCUAUUAGAGAUAAAUGUAUUAGUAUAUAGUUAAUUAUGUACAUUAGAUGGAUAUCAAUUUUUGAAGAAAA
Messenger RNA from Macrobrachium nipponense, 2422 nucleotides. Its product is annotated as glycerophosphocholine cholinephosphodiesterase ENPP6-like. Lineage: Eukaryota; Metazoa; Arthropoda; Malacostraca; Decapoda; Palaemonidae. The record is from RefSeq and is a predicted model, not a curated record. Bases 200 to 1594 code for a protein of 464 amino acids. The transcript has 10 exons.